Klebsormidium nitens is the source of this 4596-nucleotide messenger RNA. Lineage: Eukaryota; Viridiplantae; Streptophyta; Klebsormidiophyceae; Klebsormidiales; Klebsormidiaceae. The record is from the annotation of a GenBank genome assembly.
AAACGUCUCUGUUUCCAUCCCUGGACGGCGAAAUGGGGUACAUUUGAUUCUGGGGAAUGGCAAGUUAGCUGCACAACAGCAUAGAUUCUGGGUUGAUGGCUGCAUGCGAAAUGGUCGGCUGUGAGAUCUGAACUAUCAUAGAAUAUUUUCAUCGAAUCUAGUUUUUGCUGCUCAUAGGGUGAGAAAUGCCGUUAAGCAGGAUCGUGCCACCUUUGUGAAGCAGAUCAGACUUGUGCAACAGAGUACUGGUCUACAGGUAAACUUUUUGGGACCUUGACCAUGUCAUUUGGACCAAAUCGGACCUCCGGCGUAGGCACUGUUUUGUGACGUGAUGAGAUCGCCUAAGAGUAGGCCCAUGAACAGGAGCUAACGUAAGGUGCAACAUUAGGAGCAGUCUGAUGUGUCCAUUGCGACGGGUCACAUAAGCCUACACAUGGCCAGGGUGUCAAAUGUCAUUCAGGAUAGGAGAGGCGGGUCGAAGGCUAUCAACUUGAAAGGCAGCUCGGGAGCACUCCUGGUUGAUGGCAUAUUUGCGACGCGUUUCCUGCGGCGCGUCGAAUACGCGGUGCGGCAGGGGCUGGCAGUGGGAAUUGCCUGCAUUUGGGUGCUGAUCCCAACAAUUGCAUCCCCUUUCUCUCGGGUUGCCUUCUUGGCAGCAGUGCUGGCACUCAUUUCGUGUAACGAAAACUUUGGCCGCACUAUUCGAAGUGGUGUGCUAUGUCUGCUGGCGGCGGUUGCGGGUGCGCUCCUGGUGACGGCAUGGCAUGAGGCCGUUGGCACCUCCUACGGUGCCAGCUGGGGAGGCGUCGCGCUCUUCAGCUUCCUGCUCACUUACCCGCGCUUCGACCCGCUCGCCCUCAAGAUUGCGCAAGUGCUCAACGUGUCGAGCCUCAUCACAUUCCACCUUACCCCCACCCUGCCAUGGUACUUUCCUUUCCAGACGGCUGCUGCAUGUGCUGUCGGGUGUGGCUCUGCGAUCAUUGCCCUCGUCCUGCCGUACCCCCGCGCUGCAUCUGCGGAGGCCAAGACGCGCGUGGCCACCGCCGCCAAAGUGUCCACUGCCAUCUUCAGCUCCCUGGUGGAGUCGUACACGGCGCUCUCGGAUGAGCGCGCAACAUUCAUGCAGCUCCAGGCGGCAUAUCUGAUGCAAAGCGCAGACCUGAACCUGGGCUGGUUUCAGGCGGUCGUGUCCGAUCUGAGCUGGGAGCCCUGGGUACGCCGCCGCUGGUCGCGCCAGGUGGCAGCCUACGUGCAGCUGACCAAGGAGCUGACCACCUGCUUGCGCGGCAUGCACCGCGCUGUCACGGACUGGGACCUCCAGAACUCAGCGCACAACCCCCUGAAGAGCAAGAUGGCGGCCGCCCUGCGGCGCCUGGGCAUGUGCACGGGGUACUCGCUUGGCCAUGAGGCCGCUCUGCUGCGAGGCGCGCACCACGAUCCCCCUGAUGUCGCGGCAGCCGGGGGCGCCUGCCUGGAGGAGAGCGUGCUGAGCGAUUUCCUGCAUGAUCUGCAGCUGGCAAGAGAAUAUGCAUACUACCGGGAGCCGUAUACCGAGAACGGGCAGGUGGUGUUCCCCAACGCGCCGCUGUGGGGCAUGCUGGCGUCCUCCUUCUUCCUCUUCCAUGCCUACCAGUACGCGUGCGCAAUUCACAAGGCGCAGGUGGCCCUGGCCCAGCUCGGCGAGGCAGGGGCGCAGCGGGAGAGCAGCGCAGGCGAGGACGAGCAGGCGGAAGCAGAGGAGGGACAGGCAGACGAUCCUGCGCCCCAGAAGGGCGGCCCUCAUGUUGUGGCACGCAAGGCCACGUCCGCUGCAAAGGCUGUGUGGGCGGGGCUGGUCGCAUGGUGGGCUCCGGACGGCGACAAGGUGAAGGAGGCGGUGCGGCGGACGGCGGCCCUCGUGUGCGCGGGCAUCGUGGGGCUGGCCCUCUCCCCGUACGGCCUGUGGGCGGCGAUCGCGGCAGCCUUCGUGGGCGGGCAGCGCAUUGGGGGCUCCUUCAACACGGCCUUGAACAGGCUGCAGGGCAGUGUGGCUGGGGCGGUCGCUGGCUUCCUGCUUCUGCUGGCGGUGCGCAAGGUGCCAGCUGUGAUUGGCGUCACCCUGGCGCUCUGGGUGGCGGUCAGCGGCUACGUCAGGACCAACGCGGAGCACGGGUACGGCGGCCUGGUGGGCGGCUUCACGGCCAUUGUGAUCAUGCUGGGGCAGCCGCCCGACAUCCCGCGCGCCACGCUCGAGACGUACGCCUUCACGCGCCUCUACGAGCAGUGCAUCGGCAUCCUCUUCGUCGUUCUCUUCGACUACGCGCUCUGGCCCGCACGCGCCGUCAAGCUCAUCCACCAGGAGGCCACCGCAAACAUGAAUCGGCUGGGCGAGCUGUGGUCGCUGCUGCUGGAGCAGUACCUGGACGCACACACACUGGAGCACCGCCGAGCGGCCGUUGUGGACAUCAUUCGGCUGGAGGCGACCAUCACCGCCAGCGUGGCCAAACAGAAGCAGCUGGCCAAGGACGCGGCGCAGGAGCCGCAGCUGUGGCACGCGCCGUUCCCGGAGGCUCCCUGGCAGUCGCUGAUUGCGGGGCAGGAGUCGGCGGUGCGCCUUAUGGGCACCGUCCGGCGGACCAUGAGCGUGCGCACCAGCGAGGUGCUUGCCGAGCAAAUGGGCGUCCUCGUGCAGCCGCUGCGGCCUCAACUGGAGGUGCUGGGCCAGGAGAUCCAGGCCACGUUCAUGGGCCUCGUUGCGGGCAUGGGGGGCCGCCCUGCCGCCGUCCCCGGCAGCCUCACCACCCAGGAACCCCCGCAGCGAAGUUGGCGCACCUGGCUGCACCGCCUGCGGCCGCGCAGAGGGACCAGCGGGGACAAGCGCGAGGAGGGCAGCAGGCAGGAAGCAGUGGGAGAGCAGGCAGGCAAGGGGCCCGGGACGGCUAACGGUGCCCCGCCCGCCAGCCUGCCGGUCAGCCUGUCGGGCCUUAGCAGUGCAAGCAGCGCGGAGCGCAGCAGCCGCACGGCAGACACGGCGUCCCUGGAGGACGGCAGCCCGCACAGCACGGGGCCGCCGGUGUGGCCCGGGCCGGAGCCGGGCACAGCGCCGCAGGGGACGCGCAGCGAGGGGAACACGCCCCGGCCGCAGCGGAGCAGGCCACCGUCGUACAGCCAGCGGGUUGUCGACGAGAUCGACGCCAGGAUCGCUGCGAUCGAGAGGGAGGAAGAGGAAAAGGCCGAGCGGCAGCGGGCGAGGCGGGCCAGCCUGGACAGGCAAUGCAGAGACGGCGGGGGAAGCCUGAAGCAGAGAACGGAGUCAAUGGAGCACAGCCGCACCCCGCACGCAGUGGCCCCUCUGGGCAAGGCUGCGCAGGCGGCGCUGUCGGUGGAGGUGGUGGUUGGGCGGGGCGGCCAGGUGGAGCUAGCAGCACGCCCGCCGGCAGGAGGCGGCAGCGCGAGUGAGCUCAGCUGUAGCCCGAGCCCGAGCAGCGAUGGCAGCACGCACGCGCGGCAGUUCGAGGCAUGGAACGAGGUGUCCAUCCAAGGGGGCGCCGUCCCAGAUUUGGUGCUCGGGGAGCGCCGCACAGCAGCCGCGCAGGCGGGGGCAGGGGCGGCGGGAGCAGAGGGACCGCAAGCAGGGGAGGCAACGACGAGGGGGGGCAGCGCAGUGCGGCCACAAGGCACGCCGGAGGGGAUAGCGGAGAAGGGCGGGUGGACUGAGGGAGGCGGUUUGGAGGAGGAGGAGGAGCAGGCCGAUGCGGGGGAGUCGAAGAGCAGCGGACAGCGGGCGGACGGCGCCGAAUUGGAUGGCGAGGGGGAAACUGAGGCUGACGGGGAGGCACCGGACGUAAUGGUGGGCCCCACGCUGCGCGAGCGGCGGCAGCGCGCGCUGGCAGGGCUGCAGCGGCGGUACGAGGCGGUAAUCCAGGGGCUGAUUGCGGCGCGGCGCGCGGAGCCGGAGACGCCGCUGCUGGGGAGCGAGGCGCUGCUGCACUUCAACACGCUCAUGUAUACCAUGCGGCUGCUCAUUGGCGAGGCCGAGAAAAUGGAGAAGGCCAUCCGCGAAGGGCGCCAGAUGUCGCGCCCGAUCCGGCUGGGCACCAUCGCGCAGCUGCCGUACGACGUGGCGGUGAAGCGCGAGGCCGCGUACGACCAGGACCCGGUGACGCAGCUGCUGGGGCCGGGGCCCACGCCGUCCGCACUGUGGCGGCACCGCAUCAACGAAGAGGCAGACGAGGGAAAGGACGAUUAGACUGCUCAGCAAGAUAGACAUGCGCGCGCUCGCCAGAGACAUGCCCAGUAUAAGAAGCUCCGCAUGCAAGGUAGUCAUUAUAGUCAAACGGCUGCUCUAGCCGAGCCAUGAGCUCGUAGGUAAGAGAUCACCACGCAGAUUGCUACCCAGCGUCGCAGCUCUCUGUGGCUGUUGGUAUCUUUCUGCAGCUUUACCGGUCCUGGUGCUGGUCAAAAGACCUGGAGUAGUACAUACUUUUGAUAUAAAAACUUGGCCGUCACAGAGACAGUCAUUUGCGAUAUGCUAACAUGGAAUUUGUGAUAUAGAUACCGAGGCCGACGGAGAAACACCAAGUGAUCGAAGAAGGUAAAGCGUCCUCUUUUGCCCAA